Molecule: messenger RNA, 1551 nt
Organism: Mycena indigotica
Lineage: Eukaryota; Fungi; Basidiomycota; Agaricomycetes; Agaricales; Mycenaceae
Exons: 2
Coding region: 19-1551 (510 amino acids)
Source: RefSeq, a predicted model, not a curated record
CACCCACGCUUGACUGUCAUGUCCGCCACGUUUUUCACCGACGAUGUGCCUGAUGAGCUCUGGCUCGAAAUCGCCUCCAGUCUUCCGCGAGCACACCUCCAAACACUUCACCAGCUAGACAAGCGGUUAAGCCGGCUCACCCGCCCCUUGCUCUUCGCCGACCUCGCCUUUUCGCGGACGUUUUGCUCGUCGCCGACGCCGCCGAUCUUGCCCGCGCGCCCGGCGUUCGACAGCGGGCAGAAGCGGCUGGACUUCUGGCUGUCGGAUGAUAUUGCGCCGCUGGUUGAAUCGUGCCACCUGACUGUUAGGGUACUGAGCGAGGACGAGCUCGCCACGCAGAUGCCGGUCGGUGCGGACUGUGUCCUUCCCACGGCAACCGACCUCCGCAUCCUCUCUCGCCGACUCGUCGAAAACCUUUCCCACUUUGUCCGACUGCGGCGGGUGCAGGUCGACGAUGAAACCUUGUCGAUGGCCGCGAUCAUUGGCAUACACGGCUUGCCACUGCUGGAGCAGUUGGACCUUACGGGGUGCAAGAUUGAAGACGGCGCAAUUAGCCUCGCCCUGGCAGUGACACGCGCGCCGCUCUCCUUCGUACAGCUGUCCGCGUUCCAGUCAUUUGCCCCAGAGAAGGAGCGGUUCUGGAGCGCGUUUUUCAACGCUGACAGCCUCCGUGCUGUAACCCUGAACAUCGACCUCGCUUUCUGGCUCCAGGAUCCGCAAACGGCACCCAUAUUCCGGCGCACGACUAAGCUCACCUUACUCUACCUCGCGGCCGCGCCUGCUGCAUCGCUGCCGCGCGUUCUCGCGAAGUCAUUCCCCGCCCUGCAAGACCUCGGGCUCUUCCCUGCAGCCCUGGCGCCGCGGACUCGAGACGAGCCCGACCAGUGGGGCGGGGAUCCCCAUGACUCCUUGUGUCCCAUUAUCCGCACCGCGCUCCUUCCCAUCGCUGGCCAACUGGUGCGCCUCCGUGGGUACUACAGCAUCCUGCACCACUUUUCCACGGACCCGUGGCGGGUGAGCCACCUCGGUCUGUCCCCGCACCUCUUCCGCGCGCUCGCCGACCUCAUCGAGGACCUCGACCCCUGCGCGACGCUCACGCAUCUCUCGCUCAGCAUCUUCGAUGUCGACACGGAGAGUCUGAACGCGACCCUACGGCUCUAUCCGCGGCUGGAGGCGCUCUACCUGCAUGGCCUGAAUCUUCCAAUGCGAAUGUCGAUCUGGACAGAACUGGCCUCGGACCUCACUCUGCCGCCGACGCUGCGCUCACUGCUCGUCAAUACGAAGCGCUGGCGGGCCAACGGUCACAUGCCUGGAGACGUAACACAGGCCGUCGCCCCAGCGAACGACGCUGACGCGUCUGCGCUACUCCAUGCAUUUGUUGAGCGAUAUCCGCAGCUCGCGCGCCUCUGGAUCCGCGGACGGGACUUUUUCAUCAUGCGCAGCGGCGCGGAGCAAGGGGCUGACGCGCGCGUCGUGGCCGUGGGCGACGAUGUUGAUGCGGUUAGCAACAAGUACAUCGACUUGUGGAAUCGGCGGGCAGAGUUCAUCUAG